GCGGGACAAAGCAGAAGUGUUUAUUCACGUCUGUUCAGGGAUAGAUUAAAGAUGUGCCUCUUCGUACUGAUUGAUUAACUUAAACACCAGAAAAGUUUCCAUUGAACGAAGAAUACGUUCACCAGCUACCAAACCUUUAGAGAAUUAUUGACCUGCUAACAGUCCCGAUACCCAACAAAGUAAAGGGUGAUAUGCCACAUCAGUGAUGGAGCCCAUGGCUGUGAGCACCUCAGUGGUGGGGCCGGAUGAGUUCGACCGCAACAUGCCGCGCAUCUGCGGCGUCUGCGGGGACAAGGCCACCGGCUUCCACUUCAACGCCAUGACCUGCGAGGGCUGCAAGGGCUUCUUCAGACGCAGCAUGAAGCGUAAGGCCAGUUUCACCUGCCCCUUCAACGGCAGCUGCUCCAUCACUAAGGACAACCGCCGCCACUGCCAGGCCUGCCGGCUCAAACGCUGCGUGGACAUGGGCAUGAUGAAGGAGUUCAUCCUGACAGAUGAGGAGGUGCAGAGGAAGAAGGAUCUUAUCCAGAAGAGGAAGGAGGAGGAGGCAGCGCGGGAGGCCCUGAGACCAAGACUGAAUGACGAGCAGAGCCAGGUUAUCGCCUCACUGGUGGAGGCCCACCACAAGACUUACGACGACUCCUACUCAGACUUCUCAUGCUUCAGGCCCCCGGUGCGAGAGGGCCCAGUAACACGCAGUGCCAGUCGUGCAGCCUCCCUUCACUCGCUGUCAGAUGCCUCCUCAGACUCCUUCAACCACUCACCAGGUGAAGAGUCGGUGGAUACCAAGCUGAUGAAAUUCAGCAGUCUGUUGAUGAUGUACCAGGACAGUGCAGGCAGUCCAGACUCUAGUGAGGACGACGGCUCCAAGCUCUCCAUGCUGCCCCACCUGGCUGACCUGGUCAGCUACAGCAUCCAAAAGGUCAUCGGCUUCGCAAAGAUGAUCCCUGGCUUCAGAGGGCUGACUGCUGAGGACCAGAUCGCCCUGCUCAAGUCAAGUGCCAUCGAGAUCAUUAUGCUACGCUCCAACCAGUCCUUCAACCUAGAGGACAUGUCCUGGAGCUGUGGUGGUGGCCCUGACUUCAAGUACUGCAUCAACGACGUCACCAAGGCGGGUCACACUCUGGACCUGUUGGAGCCACUGGUGAAGUUCCAGGUGGGCCUGAAGAAACUCAACCUCCAUGAGGAGGAACACGUGCUGCUCAUGGCCAUCUGCCUGCUGUCUCCAGAUCGUCCAGGGGUGCAGGACCACGCUAAGAUUGAGGUUCUCCAGGACAGUCUGUCGGAGGUGCUCCAGGCCUACAUCAGGGUGAACCACCCAGGAGGACGACUGCUCUACGCCAGGAUGAUCCAGAAGCUGGCCGAUUUGCGCAGCCUCAACGAGGAACACUCCAAACAGUACCGCUCGCUGUCCUUCCAGCCCGAGCACAGCAUGCAGCUCACCCCGCUGGUGCUGGAGGUGUUUGGGAGCGAGGUGUCCUAGCAGCCACACCGACCCCCACCACCACCCCUCUGGUUAGAAGAGAUGGACAGACGAUCCCCCCCAUGAGGACCCCCAGGAGUUCAUUUGUUGAGUUGCUGGAUAGAUGGCUCAGCGAUGGGGGUGAUGGAAGGGUCUCUGAGGGGGAAUAGCGGAAUGAACCGGAAAGUCACACUGUCACAGAAAAGGUUUUGGAGGGUUAAUCAGGGUAUUAUGGGUAAAGAGAGAAGGGAGGGGCUUCGAUAAGGUUGGAAUUUCCCGUUUAAAAGAAAAAGGGAAUUUCGAACAGAAUGUAUUUAUAACUAAACUAUAAAUAUAUAUACAUACAUAUAAGCUAAUAUCUAUAUUUAAGGUUGUUUCUACUAAAACAAAUGGAUAAGUAAUCCUCUGUAUACUAUAGGAUUUGUAGGCCCUAUUUGUGUGGAUAUGAAUGUGUGUGCAUGUGUUGACAUAGUGUUUCAAAAUGCACGCACACACACACAAAUACACCCUGAGUAGAGUGCAAGGGGCCUUCUAUUUUUUAUGUUUCUAUAUGAGAAUACUGAAUGACCACAAAAGGGUGUUGAGUACAGGCUCUGACUGAGUGUUUAGUAGUGGGAUCUGUGUUUAAGGCACCAUUAAUGUAUCGGUUAAAGUGUAGGCUACACACAGGAUAUAUGUGGGUAAUCUGGUAACUAUUUGGUUCUGUUGCCCCCUUUCAGACUUCAAAAUAUACACAAUUAACACUUUAAAAGUUAUUUCCUUCAUAAGAGGAAAGAGCAACAUGUUUCUAUUUUAUUAUUCUGGAUUAUUGGUUAGCUAGCUAAAAUAAGAUGGCUAAACUAACCUAGUAAGGUUAACUGCCGCGCCUCAGGGAGAAGUUAGCCUGAUAUUGUUCAUUGUACAAUAUACAUUUUGAGUAAUAGUACACAAACUUACAAUCAAAAGGGAGAGUGUUAGAAAAACGGUUGUCAUCGCCGGUCAAACCUGUCUGUCAUGAUGUAAUAAUUACUGUAGUAAUUACUAAAACAUUUUAAUCAAAUCUGCAGAUGCUCUUAAGGUUAGAUCAAAUUCUAUUCACGGUAAAAUACAAUUACAAUGUCACCCCCACCAGUUUCUGUUUGAGAGCUGUAUUAUGGCCUUAGUAGGUCGAAGGUUCAGCACAUCACAAGUGUGUGUUUCCUCGCUCAGUCUGCAGGUCUGGGUCGCGCUCUUGUGGUCAUUGUCUGUAAAUACCACUUGUUAUUUCUGUACAUUUAAGGAAAAAAUAGGCAAAUACUAAGAUCAUUCAAUUGUUGGGAAUAAUGCUCUGGAGAUAUAUGCAAAUAUGAUAUGUGCUAUUUUCUUAUGUUGUACCUCUCUUUGAGGUCUAGAUAAGCUUUGACCGCUAUAUAUACGUUUUGGGGGGGGGAGCAAACUCAUUGGUUUUAUUCAAUUCGAGAUUGUGUUUCCUGACAUCAGCAUUCGUUCCGCUGCACCAAAACCUUCUCACAUACCGAGGAGACAUUCUGACUCAACCUGCUGCUCUGUAAAGCUUCUCUGUAAAGCUACAAUACCGUUAGAACCUGGAAAAAGACAACAUAAUCUUGUUCAUGCUCUUUACUACUAACACUGCCUCAACUCAAACAGACAAGAAUAAAGGCCAAUCAAUCAGUCACCGUAGCGACGGGCAUGCCUCUCUCUUCAACACGCCAGCCAACGCCUCUUCUGCAAUAGAACAGCAGCCAGCCUGGCAGGACUCUUCAUAGCUUUAACGCGACAGCAUCCAUUCAGGCCCAACUCAACAGCUGUAGUGCACCAAGGGCUGAUGGGACUGAUUUUGUGAGCAACGGCUUUGGAUAUGUCACUCCGAUGGAAGGUGUGACGUCUCUUACCUGGGAAGUGAUUAACACUGAACUGAUCCCGUGAUGAGAGUUUGGGGAGGUGGGCUCUGGAGUGAAUAAAGGAGUGACUGUAUAGAAGUGUUUAAGAAUCACAGAAUAGCGGUGUACAGAGCUCAAGGCCCAAAGUCUGAUAUUUUCUCCCAUUGCAGCAGAUGUCCAGACCCCACUGCGUAGAUCAGGUCUUGUGGAGAAAGCAUCUUUUUUUUGUAUUCUAUCAUAUAUACAUAAACCCAUGUAAAGGAAUGCAGGAAAGAUAGGGUCAGGGGUUCUAAUGGGAGGAACUCCUCCAAGAGCUCUGCCUGCUGCCAAACUGGCUCAGAAAGACUGCCCCAAGAACUGCGCCCCUCUCUACCGCAGGUCAGCAACUCCACCUCAGUAGCCUUACAAAACUCUGUUAAACAUUUAACAGAUACCUCAAUGAAACUGAAAACGUUCAUAAUAGCAUAGAAGGGAACCAAACCUGUAACACAGUGGCACACACAUUCAUACAUUCACACACACCAUGACAUUUCGUCAGCAACCUCUGGAGUGUUCUGUUUUUUAUCAAGCAAAAAGUUGCCCGUUUCUUUUGAAGAUAAACUGCCUAGAGGGCUGUGUUGCAGGCCCAGUAUAGGGAUCCCAUUGUUUUUACACAGGGUGUCUGUCGGUUUUUCUUAUCACAGCACGAUAAUCAUGUGUAAAAGAGGCAGGCUACAACGGUCAAUGGUUCCCGCUGCCACUGUGUCAAAAGUCCAGUCCUAAUCAGUAUUUGUAUUUUUGAGGAAUAAGCGAUGCCGAGGAAUGACUCUGUAAUAAUAUGUAAAUCAUGCAGUCACCAUGGCUGAGUUUAGGCAGCGUCUCUGUGAUCAGUACCUUUUCAGGUUUACUGACUACGAAAUCACCUGGAUUGGCUAAAAUAAUACAUAAAGGUAAUAUAUUUAUUCGUUCAAAUGUAAUGUUAAGAUCAGUGAAUGAUUGCAGACAGGUUCCUGAUAAGGCACUGAUCAAAGCGGCCCUGCCUACGUUUUGGCCUGUAUGGUUGCUGCUGGUUUUUGGUGGCUCUGUUGUAUUGCUCUGGUGAUGUGUGAAGCAAGCUGAAUCCUGAAUCCCUGUUAGAGUUUAUUGUACGGAGUCGUGCCGCCAGGCACUGUUUUAACCAAAACAAACUACCUCUCCCACCCGCACAUGUAUUUUUGGCAUGGUUGUGUUUAAUCUGUUCUUAUUUUAAUACUAAUUCAUUGUAUUUAUUCAUUUUACUUCUCAAAUGCUGGAUGAUUUACCUCAACACACCUCAAAAUAAGCCUACAGAUCAAGAGGAGACUGUCGUCACUCCACGUCUCUGUCUGUUGGGGGGGCUGAAACGGCUCAUCUUUGUAUUAAGUGUUGCCUUCAACGCAUUUAUGCUAACUGGGAUUGGACAGCUUGUAAACUGGGAUAUUAUGACAUAAUCUCCUCAAGCUAGAGGCCUCAGUUAGCGUCAGUUAGCGAUCUGCAUAGUAUGUGUAUGAUGUAGUAGUGUCAAGAUUUAAGGAUUUCUUUAUGAAACGCUUCUGUUGAGAUCCUGUUUUGAUGUUUUAGCUGUCUGUGUCUGCUUUGCAGCCAGCUGCCCAGUCGCCUGCUCAGUCUGCCCUCAGCUCAGUGGUCUACUGCCCCUCUUACUCUUAGCUCAUCGCUCUGGAACCCAGGUCUUUAUUGUAUCACAUUGACGUACAGGACACAGCACCAUUGUAGCACAGUGCAUUACCAACAAAGCGUACUGUUUAAAAAGGUUUCUAUAAAGGAUUCAAUGAAAAUGUGUAUAUAAUCAGUUCUCUGUAGUGAUGACUGAUGAAGCUGGGCAGUUUAUAUCUACCUACGUCUUUGAUUUGUUCUUGAGAAGCAUUUAAGUUUUUCUUUGGAUAGAGAGAGAUGAGGAAAGAUUGAGUAGUCGCAUGAAUGUUGCUCACUGUUUUGGAAUCUUUUUAUUUUUGCUCUGAUUGUUCUCUGCUACCUCUUUUUAAUAUGCUCUUGCUCACAUACAGUACUACAAAUGCAUACAGUACUACAAAUGCAUACAGUACUACAAACGCAUACAGUACUACAGUAUGUGCACAGACUCAGUAUGCACUUCUAUUUCACCAACAGUUUUUGCCAAUGAUGCACUUGUUUGUCUCCGUGCUCUGGCUUUUGUCUGAAAUCUAUUACUGAUGAUCACUAUAGCAAAUCACCAAUGGUUUCAGUCUUUUAACAUGGAAUGCACAUUAUAGCUCAGUUACCUUGGUGUGCCUACAACCCGGAGCCUGAACCUGGGACAAUAUCAGGGGUUUAACGAAACACAUUUUAAAAAAUCUUAUUUAAGACCAUGUUCAAAUGGCUUUUCACAUUUAUUUUAUUGUCAAAUCAAUCUUUAUGGGUUAGGAGAACAUAACCAUCAGCUCACCUCUACUGGGAAGCACAUGUCAAAUGGUGAUCCACCGGACGCAAAUAUGCUUCACAUUUUUUAAGCUGAGGUGAUGCUUUAGUUUCAGGGGUGAGAGAUGGACAUAAGGCCAACAUAACACAUGUAUAUAUACACUGUCACACCUGACAGGUUUUAUUCCAUUCAUAUAGACGGUGCAUUGCUCUGCAGAGAGGAUUUGGUUCAGUAUAUUUGUGUGAAAUAUAACAAAUGGCCAUUCUUCCUCUUAUUUAUUAUAUUCAGUGCCAUGCUAUGCUGUGGUUGUUAUUAAGGCCUAUGUAUACUCCUGGCUAACGGUUAAGAGCGUUGGGCCAGUAACUGAAAGGUCGCUGGUUCGAAACCCCGAGCUGACUAGGUGAAAAAUCUGU
Coregonus clupeaformis (lake whitefish) is the source of this 6126-nucleotide messenger RNA. Its product is annotated as vitamin D3 receptor A-like. Gene Ontology annotation, biological process: cell differentiation; positive regulation of transcription by RNA polymerase II; negative regulation of transcription by RNA polymerase II. Gene Ontology annotation, cellular component: nucleus. Gene Ontology annotation, molecular function: nuclear receptor activity; vitamin D response element binding; zinc ion binding. The record is from RefSeq and is a predicted model, not a curated record. Lineage: Eukaryota; Metazoa; Chordata; Actinopteri; Salmoniformes; Salmonidae. The transcript has 10 exons. The coding region runs from base 206 to 1483 and encodes 425 amino acids.